AACACGAAAAGUUUUCAGCCAAAAAAAGAUUGUAAUAAGUCAAAUUUUACACAAAACUAGAAAAUCAUCCUUGUAAAUAAGUGUUUUUAAUCAGUUAUAUAUAGUUUUCGUGUGCCCUAUUCAAUGGUUAUAUUGUUUUCUUCUUAUUUGAAGCUAACAGCAUAAGCUGCAAUGAUCUCACCGGAACAAGAAGAGGUCAAUAUGGUCCUGGAUCGCCAUGUGCGCCAAAAUAUCCAGGACAUGAUGCACGAGGCUCAUGUACAGGCGAGCUUGCUAGAGAGCGAAGCUGCAGGUCGCGACCGCUUUCAUUCCGACUCAAGCUUAGAUCAGGAUUCCCUUCACGCCGACGACUCCAUGGCCGUCAUAUGUGACACCCUGUCCGCCGAUGGCAUCGUGGAGGAGGACCUGACCCACGAGCAGGGCGGUGUCGAUGGCAGCGAGGUGCAAAACUACCAUGACAUGAUGGUGGACACGGACUAUUACAUGGACAUCAAUGGAUCGUUGCGCAAGCGCAGGGUGAUUUUGACGAAGCACUCGGCUGAGAUCUUGAAACAUUGGCUCUACGAGCACUGCUACAACGCAUAUCCCAGCGAUGCAGAGAAGCUUACACUCUCCCAGGAGGCGAAUCUGACGGUUCCAUGUUCAACUUCCAUCGCUACGACAACCUCAAGCAUCUGUCCAACAAAAAGGAUCCGCGAAAGCACCGCUACGAGACCAAGGGUCUGUCCAUGGUGAAUCUGCUCUUUUCAGCUGCCAGCGGAGAUGUGACGGCCUUGCGUCGCCAUCGCCUCUCCGGGAUGAACAUCACCCUGGCGGACUACGAUUGUCGCACCGCCCUGCAUCUGGCCGCCUCCGAGGGCCACCGCUGACAGCUGAAAAGAGCAGAUUCACAAUGAACAGGCCCUUGGUCUCGUAGCGGUGCUUUCGCGGAUCCUUCUUGUUGGAGAGAUGGUUGAGGUUGUUGUUGCGAUGGAAGUUGAUCAUGGAGACCAGCUCCUCGCAGACCUGCAGUUCCCGCUGCGAGUUGCCCAGGUGGUCCACUUUCCUAACACUAAUGUAUAUC
Messenger RNA from Drosophila subpulchrella, 1063 nucleotides. RefSeq lists its product as uncharacterized. NCBI's taxonomy places the organism in Eukaryota, Metazoa, Arthropoda, Insecta, Diptera, Drosophilidae. Gene Ontology annotation, biological process: regulation of transcription by RNA polymerase II. The coding region runs from base 172 to 735 and encodes 187 amino acids. Gene Ontology annotation, molecular function: DNA-binding transcription factor activity, RNA polymerase II-specific; RNA polymerase II cis-regulatory region sequence-specific DNA binding. The record is from RefSeq and is a predicted model, not a curated record. The transcript is spliced from 2 exons.